GACAGUGGAGACAGUGGGCAGUAUGCUGGGCUGUGUGCACUCUGUCCCUGCUCUGCUGCUGCUGCUGGGAGUGGAAACGCUUUUGGCACAACAGCUGCUGCCCGGGUCCUGUAACUUUGAGCUGAGCACAUGUGGCUACACUUCAGACCCGCGCUAUGGCUCCUGGGACAUCAACGAGGAAGGACACAUGAUCAGCCUGGACCCGGACCUCCAGGACCUCCAGGACCCUCAGGAGAGAGCGGUUCUGCUCAGCCCAGUCUUAGAGCAUCAGGAGUGGAGCUGUGUGCGUCUGGUCUAUCAGCUCACAGGGAACAGCUCUCUCCUGCUGCACCUCAGGCCAAAGCACCACACCUUUGACCGCACUCUGUGGAAGGCUCACACAGCGUCCGACAGCUGGCUCAUCGCGAGUGUGGAUCUGCCCAACACCACACAGCCGUACCAGAUUUUGUUGGAGGGCAGAACUGAGGGAGAUCCACAAAACAGUGUCGCCAUAUUUGAGAUCCACAUAGUUCCUGGUUUCUGCAUCGAGUGUAACUUUGAAGAGCAUCACCUGUGUGGCUACAGUAACAGCUGGAAUCCAAAUGUAAACUGGUACGUGGGCGGGAGCCUGGCCAGUGAGACCAACCUGCUGGAGGCUCAGAGACAUUACCCACGCUCAGGUCACUACAUGUAUGUGGAGUCUGUGUACGCCAAGCAGUUCCAGGAAGUGGCCUAUCUCACGUCUCCCAUGACAACAGCACCCAUGAGCGGCUGUCUGUCCUUCUUCUACCUCCAAAACCAGGAGAGGGACAACCUGUUCUCCGUGUUCACCAAGGACGCUCUGGGACACUACGAGGAGCUGUGGAGACCAGAGGCUUUUGUAUCUAUGGGCUGGACUCAUGUCAGUGUGGACAUCAAGGCCCCACACCCUCUGGAGGUGGUGUAUGAGGUGGCCUUCAACAGCGCCAGAGGAGGUUACGUUGCCAUUGACGACAUUUCCUUUUCUCCAGAGUUCUGUCACAAUGACACCGAGCCGGACUUCGACCCCUCCGUUGCUAACUGUGACUUUGAGGAGGGGCUGUGUCUAUACUCUCUGGAGUUUGGAGUCUGGAGCAGAAAUUCAGUAAAAGCCAAUAUCUACCGGACUGGAGACCACACCACAGGGACAGGCUACUUCCUCCAGACCCACAUCCCGUUCUUGUCCCGGUCGUCUUAUAUGGACCGUCUCCAUGGUCCCUUGUUGCCUGGAAACACAAAAUACUGCCUGAGCUUCUUCUAUCUGCUCCAUGGCUUCAGACGACUGGACCACGCUCUGACCGUUUACAUUUACGACGAGAAUAACGUGGCCCUGGAGAAACUGUGGAGCCUGACGGACACAACGAGAUCUGUGUGGCACAAAGUGGACCUCACCUACAUGAAACCCAUGCGCUCAAAGGUGGUGUUUGUGAGCCUCUGUAAGACCUUCUGGGACUGUGGCUCUGUGGCUCUGGAUGACAUCAGUGUGAACGUGGGGGACUGCCAGGUCACUUCAGUUUCCAUGGCGACGCGGUGUGACUUUGAGCAGGAUCUGUGCGGGUACACACAGGACAAAGAGGACAGAGCUGAUUGGCUGAGAGUCCGAGCAGUGACCCCCACCUACUACACCGGGCCCAGAGGAGACCACAGCACAGGGGUGGGAUAUUUCGUGUAUAUUGAGGCCUCCCUGAUGCGUCCGGGACACACAGCACGGCUCCUCAGUCCUGAGCUGCGUGGCUCCUCCUCUCCUCUGUGUCUGCUCUUUCACUUCCACAUGUACGGCUCUGGCACCGGCAUCCUCAGGGUCCUACUGAGACGGAGGGACCAGCCGAAGGACUCUGCUCUGUGGAGGCGGAGCGGGGAGCAGGGGGUGGGCUGGAUGAGGGGCGCAGUCGACUACCACUGUGACUACGCACAUCAGAUCGUCUUCGAGGCGAUCCGGGGCCCAUCCCUCAGGAGUGACAUCGCUUUAGACGAUAUUGAGUUUAAACAAGGACCAUGUGAAGAUCUCGCGGAGUCAUAUUCUGGUUUCUCUGAGGAUUUUAAUGAGAUCGAAAGUUACCACUAAGAGUUUGGUAAAGAUGGAGAGAUUAUAGCUGCACAAGACUGAUAUGGAGAGAGAAAAACUUCACUGUUUCACACAUCAACAUGGAGUCUAGAGAAUCCAGGGCUUAUAUCAGACGCUCAUUGUAAAUAUAAGAAUGUUUGUUCCUCUGUUUAAAAAGCACAAGACAAGGCACUAGUAUCAGUGCUGCUGUAGGUGUUAACCCAAUGAAUAUGUGAUUAAUAAAGAUUCAUACAUUUGGUAA
Molecule: messenger RNA, 2303 nt
Organism: Periophthalmus magnuspinnatus
Lineage: Eukaryota; Metazoa; Chordata; Actinopteri; Gobiiformes; Gobiidae
Gene: mamdc2a
Product: MAM domain containing 2a
Exons: 13
Coding region: 23-2062 (679 amino acids)
Cellular component (GO): membrane
Source: RefSeq, a predicted model, not a curated record